Molecule: messenger RNA, 935 nt
Organism: Rubroshorea leprosula
Lineage: Eukaryota; Viridiplantae; Streptophyta; Magnoliopsida; Malvales; Dipterocarpaceae
Source: the annotation of a GenBank genome assembly
AAAGAAGGAGAAAUACUCCUGCUUUUCCUUCUCCGAAUGGGCUAACAGUGGACAAUUUGCUCCGGUGGCGACGUACUCAAGACUUGCUGGUGACGAGUAAAUGGAAAACCACCCUCCAAAGGAAGACGACGCCACCACUAGCGACGUUUCCUGUGAGACGGAUCCUUCUCUUUCUUCAAAUCGGCCGGACUCUCAAUCCAAUCACGUCGGCAGCACUGAUGCUUUGGCGAAAGCUCUAUCGUCAGUGCUCGUCUCUCUCAUCAGGGACUUCGAUUCCAAAGCUCAAAACACUCUUGAUAGCCAAGACCAGCUUGAUUCUGCCCUGGAUCGUCUUACCCGAGAGUUGGAUCAGUUGUUAGAGGAUGCUCCUUUGCAGUUCAUCAUGCAGCAUGCGGCCAAGAUUUCUAGUGUUAGAAAGAGAGUCUCAUCAUUGAACGCUGUUCUGAAGUCCAUACAACGCCGUGUUGAUAAUAUAGAUCGAAUGAUUCAAACGGGCACGCUACAAGAGAAGACUGCCAAAGGAAGUUCGUGAUUAUAUCAGCAUCCCAUUUUGAACUAGUGCUAGUCUGUUCAAUCAAAUCAUGGCUACAAGACUCCUUUGAUGAUUAAGAUUAAGUUGGAAGCUCUUGAUGUCAUCUUCAUGAUCACCUGCAAUCGAAGGAUCAAGCCAAAUGGCCCUAAUUUUCAUUAUCGUCGACUGUUAAUAGAGGAUCGAAAUAAUAUACAAAAUUUAUGGAUAUAACAAUGAUGCAAGACACUUACUAGUUCUUGGACUUGGACAUUUGGAGCUCGUCCCCCUUAUUCGGUUUUUCGACAUACUUCGGAGGACCCUGGAGCUAUACUGGGUCACCGUGUGGGUCAUUGAGCCCAAAACACAAAUUUAACUGAAACAAUUGGAAUUGGAAGAUUUCAGCAAAUAAGAUAUUUUUAUAAAU